CCAGGUGGACGUGUGAGUCACGUGAGGUCGAGGGGCGGCCCCACGGAAGCAGAGCGGCGCUGGCCUGGGCUUGAUCCUACAAAGUCAAAGCUGCAGGGAAAUGGACAGCGAGGUACAGAGAGAUGGAAGGAUCUUGGAUUUGAUUGACGAUGCUUGGAGAGAAGACAAGCUGCCUUAUGAGGAUGUUGCAAUACCACUGAAUGAACUUCCUGAACCUGAACAGGACAAUGGCGGCACCACAGAAUCUGUCAAAGAACAAGAAAUGAAGUGGACAGACUUAGCCUUACAGUACCUCCAUGAGAAUGUUCCCCCCGCAGGCAACUGACCCUGGGUCCCUUUUCUUGCAGUAAAAAGAAAAAUAUGCUUAUAUAGAAUGCUUUCUUCCUGUCUCCUGAUUCAGACCUUUUAGUGAUGAAUCAGGACUCAAAAAUAAUGCACCUGGACCAACAAGAUGGCUUACCUGGAUAGUGUGCCUGCCUUUCUUUUCUUUAUGGAGCUAAUAACUUCUUGUUAUUUUUUUAAAUUUUAUAUAUAUAUUUUCUUCACCACUGCUAUCACCAAAGGUCCUUGUCCCCACCUCCACUCCCAUACAUAACCACUAUAGUUCUCCCACAGUCUUGAAAAUAGGUUGAUACUUUGUUUUUUUCACAUUUGUAUAUUCAGCUGUCUUUAUUCUGUAUAUGAGUGAAAACAGUCCUUCUAGCUGUUUUCCUAGCUGUCCUUCACUUCCUUGCUUGCUUCACUGAGCAUGAUCAUCUCUAAUCCCAUCUACUUUAUCCCAAAGGACACUCUAUUGUCCCUUUUAAUUGCUGCAUAAUACUAAGUUAAGUAUAUUUCCCUAACAUUUUAUCCAGUCAUCUGUUUAAGGGCAUUUUUGUUGUUUCCAGAUUUUUGCUAUUGUGAAUAAAGCCUCUAUAAACAUG
Molecule: messenger RNA, 923 nt
Organism: Erinaceus europaeus (western European hedgehog)
Lineage: Eukaryota; Metazoa; Chordata; Mammalia; Eulipotyphla; Erinaceidae
Gene: ANAPC13
Product: anaphase promoting complex subunit 13
Exons: 3
Coding region: 101-325 (74 amino acids)
Biological process (GO): protein K11-linked ubiquitination
Cellular component (GO): anaphase-promoting complex
Source: RefSeq, a predicted model, not a curated record